Molecule: messenger RNA, 555 nt
Organism: Nicotiana attenuata
Lineage: Eukaryota; Viridiplantae; Streptophyta; Magnoliopsida; Solanales; Solanaceae
Exons: 1
Coding region: 1-555 (184 amino acids)
Molecular function (GO): nucleic acid binding
Source: RefSeq, a predicted model, not a curated record
AUGGUGAGUGGAAAUAGGAAGGACUGGGCCAUAAAGCUUAACGACGCAUUAUGGGCGUAUCGAACUGCAUACAAGACUCCUAUUGGAACAUCUCCGUAUAAGUGGGUUUAUGGGAAGGCAUACCACUUGCCCGUCGAGCUUGAACACAAAGCCUACUGGGCGAUUAAAAGGCUAAAUAUGGAUAUGGACUUAGCCGGCAAGAAGAGGUUGUUACAGCUCAAUGAGCUUGAUAAGUUUCGAUUGCACGCGUACGAAAAUGCCAAAUUGUACAGAGAAAAGACCAAGAGGUGGCAUGAUAAGCACAUCCAACAUCACGAGUUUGAGUCAGGUCAAGAAGUUCUCUUGUUUAAUUCGAGGUUGAAGCUUUUCCCUAGAAAGCUUAAAUCUUUAUGUGAGGGUCCUUUUAUAGUGGUUAGUGUGAAGCCUCGUGGAGCGGUGGAAUUGCGUGAUACGAGUUUAAGUGGUACAUUCUUCGUAAAUGGGCAGAGAGUAAAACACUAUUGGGGUGGUGACAUUGCACGUCACAAGACCUCGAUGGACUUAGCCGAUGCGUGA